ACUCAUUCCAUCAUUUUUUAGAGUAAUACACACUAGAGAGUUCUCCCAAUUCCUUUGUCUUUGUUCUUGUUUCUUUGCUUGCAAGUGAGUUGGGAGAAAGGCUGCCUAGCCCUCUAACGAAAUUUAGAGCUAGUGUCGCACGAUUGAGAGUAAGGUCGUGACAAUUCCUUCUGAGGAUUGGGCUGGGUACCUUGCAAUUGGCUUCUCUUGUGCUUUAAUUAAGACUUCGGAAGAUAUCCUCUCUUUUAGGCUUUGUCUAAUUCUAAUAGGUGAAAAUCCUCUUUGAUCUUCUCAUACAUGUUCCAUUAAUUCUCCAUAAUUGUCCAAAUGUGAAUCCAAAGUAUCCUAGAUUUUAUUUUACAUUAAAAAGCACAGAAACAUAGCAAAAGGGCUUAAAAAAUACAAGAACAUAGCUAAGGACUAAUAAUAGCUCAUAUUAUUUUUCAUGUCACUUUUACUAUUUUUAUUUUAUUUUUAACCUCAACACUUAUUUUAAAAAUAAGCAAACAUGUAAUAUAAUCAUUAUUAAUAGAAUUUGAACACACAACCUAUCCAAGUCUCAUAUUAUUAUGAGUUAAUAGUAUUUUUUACCACUCUACUAUUGCAAAGUAAUAAACGUACUCUCUACUAAUUUUUUGAACGGACAUACCUUUUUAAUAUUAAAAUAUAAAAAGAUGCCUUUUCGUCUAGUUUUCUAUUAAAUAGCUGUUAAAUGGAUGGAAAAUGACAAAAUUGCUCAAUUUUUAUUUUAACCAUUUUGUAUCACAAAAUCUAGGGCUGGGAAACGGUGUGGUCUGGUCCAGACCAGACCAUAUAUACGGCUAUGGUCCAGACCGAGAGGCUGGAGUAAAUACCAGACAGAGAGGUUGUUCUUUGCAUGCAGAAUGUCUCUCUCGGCCUCGAGUUCUUACACUUGCUCACGAAGAGAUCAUGGAACCUAAAGAUUCUGCAGCCUCCUCCUUCCAUACUCUUGAAAAGCGGUAAAACUUUCUUCCUGGAUUCUAUUGUGUUCAUGAAUGCAGUUGCAUCGCUCUCACGCCACACCAACCUAACACAUUCAAAGUGUGGUUUCCAGCUCCAUUAAAGGAUGAUUCCUGAGAAGAGGAUGUCAUCAUCUGUAAGCACAAACCAUUCCCAUAUAACAUAAUUCAGUGAAAACAUAAGAAUUUAGCUAGAGUCAGUUUUAGGAUGUUGGAGUGUAUUUGAAAGCUUUGUACAUAAAACUGAAGGAAGGAAUCAGGGGGUCGUACUUCCCCUUAUUUUCGAUCAUUACUUGGCAUUUAGUAAAAUAGGUUGAUUGGGCGAUUAUAUUAGCCACGUUAGUAAAAAACUGACAUCGUUAAUGGAGGUUAACGGAGAGUGACCAAAUAUGAUAUGUUUUAGUAAACAUAAUGAUCAUGAAUGGAAUUAAAUAUUUGUAGUGACCAAACAUAAAUAUUUUUAGUAAUCUUAAUGACCAACCUUGCAAUUAACCUCAUAAUCCGUGCUCCCAAAUCCAAAUAUACCAAAGCUUCGAGUCAAAACCCACAAAUUGAAUACUGAAUUUCUAUUCGUCGCCCUGAAUUUUAAAAAAUUUCGCCCUAAACCAUACUGAAUUGACGUUUUUAUCCCGAACUCCAAUUUCCCUAAUUCGUAGUAAUUGCCCCCCCCCCAACCAGCCGAUUGUCGGCCGUCACUGUGGUUCCCCAAAUCCGUCGCUGGUGCCGUUCUGAUAGUUAUGUGUUUGUGUGUGUGAAUGUGACUUGGUUACUGGAAUCACACCUUUGGCUAGCUUUGGUUCCUCUUUUCUUCCUUUCCUUUUUGUUUGGUUCUGCCUCUCGCUUCUUCUCUGCUCUCUCUCUCUCUCUCUCUCGCUCUCUAAAAACGAGGCAAUGACGAUAAUAUUUGAUCGAUUUUCUUUUUUCCGCGAGCUCCCGGCUUAGUAGCGGUAGAGCUGCCGAUUCCACGGCGGGGAGACUCAGGAUGGUCGGAUUUACGAAAAAUCUAAUUCCUCCCGGCAACCGAUUGUUUCGCAGCACGGACGUGGAGGAUCUUCCUCUCCUUCUCUGGACUACAAUGGUGGAUUCGAGCCUCCACUGAUUUGUUACUCGCAUUUGAUUUCAUUCAAGAACUACUUCCAAAAAACAAAAAUUCAACUUAAAAGUUUCAAUUUAACUUUUCAGUAUGCUUGUGAAUGCUAAGUUGUGAUUCCAGUAACCAAGUCACCAUCGUUCUAUCUCCCAACCAUCGAACCUGCACCGGAGGCAAUUAUGUGGUGAUUGUUUUAUUUUUUUUAAUUACAUGAUUAUUGUUUUAGAGUUUAAAAUUGAAAGAAAAAAAAAACUAAGGACAUUAAAGUAAAUUUAAUAUUUUUAGGGCGACGAAUAAGAAUUUUUAGGGCGACGAAUAGCAAUCCCCAUUGAAUAACGCAAACAAAUAAUUUGACAUUUACCAAAUCCUCCUAUCCAACUCACCUAAUAACAUAACAGGUCCACAACUAUCGGGCUCAACUCCUCUUGGGCUUCUGUUGUACUCAAGGCCUUAUUAUGGUGUCUUGCAAAUUGCAAUACAGGUCCAUAUAAAAACAAAUCCAAUUUCGACCAGUACGAGGAGGCACCACUUAUCACAACAGGUCCACAGCUAUCGGGCUCAACUCCUCUUGGGCCUCUGUUAUACUUUAAGGCCUUAUUAUGGUCCAUAUAAAAACAAAUCCAAUUCCGACCAGUACGAGGAGGCAGCCACUCCCCGCAACAGCCAACAGAUAUUAAGGAUUAGAGAUUUCUUCGACCUCCGGUGUUUCUUCCAUAACUCCUUUCUCCUCCGGUGGCGUUAUCUUCGGUCUGCCAUGGCGACCGGGAACUGUGCUUCGGCUUCGAAUCCGCGGCUUUGCAUCUCCAAUGAACGACCAUGGAUCCGUUCAACAGGAGUAAACUCCAUCAGCAAACUUGCGGAGGAUCUCCUCCAAGAAAUUCUGAUUCGCAGCUUUCUGAACCCUAGAUUCGCCUGCCGUAGCAAACUUGUCUGCAAGCGAUGGAACUCCCUGAUCUCCAGUCCCUCUUUUAAUUGCCGUUUCGUUUCUCACCGCCAGAGCAUCAACGAACUGCAACCACCUCUGGUACUUUCCUCAGAAGACCAGCAAUCGAUCAUCCCGGGCUUUGUCCCUAUGCCUACUGUAGAUCAUGAGCUGCGUUUCUCAGUUCUGGAUUCCUUCCAGGACUUGCUUCUAUGUGGGUUUCAGAUGCCAGAAGACCUUGAUGACGAAUUCCGCAGGUCGUACUUCCUCUGCAAUCCGUUUACGAAGCAAUGGAUCGCCCUUCCUCUGGCGCCUUGUCGGCCGACGAGGUGUUCGGGAUUGGUCGCAAGGUUAGUUUGUGAACCCCGAAAUUCUUAUAAUCUUGAUCUAGGAGAUGGCCGAGCAGGAUCUGUUGUUUAUUCUGAGUAUCGAUUCCGGGUUGUGUGUUUAUAUCAACAUAUGAGAAAGUCAAAUUGUUGGACAAGACUAGACAUGUUUUGUUCCGAGUCAGGAGAAUGGAACAAGGAUCCUCUUGUUGUUGAUACCCAUUUUUACUGCGACAGAAUGAAUGUAGUUUCCUGCAAUGGAGAGUUAUUUUGGGUGUCUAUUCGGCGUCAUUAUAUGAUUGCUGUGUUUAAUCCUUUCUGCCCAGAGAUACCUCCUUCUUAUAUCAAUGCUCCUCAACUCCUGAAACCGUGGUGGGAUAUUUCGGUAUCACAGGGUGCUUUGCACGUAUCUGCGUUCAACAGCAAACCUGAAGGUGGUGAUUCAAGAAUUGCCUCAAGUAUUUGGAGAUUAGACGAUGACCAUAAAUCUUUUAGCCUAGUAUGUGAAGGUGUGUUAAAGACAGCCCGUCCAAGAUCUAACCCUAGUGUUCAGCUCGAUGAUUUCUUCCUAGAGCUAGAAAGGAGUAUGAGUGCCUCACUGCACAGUAUUGUCCUUCCUUAUCUGCAUCCAGAGAAGCCGGAAAUUGUCUUCUUCCAUUAUCUUGAUGUGAAGGGAGCUAUCUUGUCCUGUGAUCUGAGAAGGGGAGACCUAGAGUUCCACUCUGAACUUAGAGUACUACUUUCUCCCCGUUGGGCAUUAUUCCAUCCUACCAUUUCUUGUUGGCCUAUUCCAAUUCCAAGGUACGAAGAAUUGCGAGUUAUCUAUGAUGGAAGCUAUAGCUGUUGGGUUCAGAGCAGCAAACCAACAACUCCCGCAAUAACUGGACCAACAACUCCUGCAAUAGCUGAAGAACGUCUCCUAAGUUAUCAUGCAUAUAGGUGCAACAGAUGAAUUUGGUUCGUGGAUUCUCGGAUUGGAAGUGCAGCUCCCACUCCCAGCCUCCAUGUGUCCCUUCCCUUCCGAAGCAGACGCUUUUCAGAUGAGAUCUCUAGUUAUUUAAUAGUAAUGAUCGGUUGUUGAGUAUUGAUUUUCAUGUACUAGUAUAGAUUGUUCAUACUGGUAUUGGUUGUCGUUUAUUGGUAUAAAUUUCUUGUACUUAUAUUGGUUGUCACGUUAUGGUAAUGCUGAUUUUCCUGCUUUUCUUUUUCUAAUGGUAUUGGUUGUUGAGUAUUGAUUUUCAUAUACUAGUAUAGAUGGUUCGUAGUGGUAUUGGUUGUCGUUUGUUGGUAUAAAUUUUUUGUACUAAUACUUGUUGUCGUGUACUGUGUACUGUAUAUAGUAUUGAUUUUCUUGUAUUGGUAUUGGUUUUAGUUAGACAUCCAGAAGAACUACAUAUGGCGGCGGGCGAUGAAGCACAAGAUUGGAAGUGACUAGUGUUUGAACCCUAGACAAAAAGAAGAGGAAACAAUUGGUUCACCAAAGUGGUUCGUUCGGUAUAGAAAUUGAUUACUUAAGGACAUGCACUGACUUUACCAUAGAAUAGUUGAGGCGACCACGUGUGAAUAUGUUUGUGCACUUUAGCAUAUAAUGGUUGAUGCGCUGACUUCAUUUAUAUAUGAAGAAUGGAGGUCACUAGAGUUUGAACCCUAGACAAAAAGAAGAGGAAACAAUUGGUUCACCAAAGCAGUUCGUUCGGUAUAAAAAUUGAUUACUUAAGGACAUGCAUCGACUUUACCAUAGAAUGGUCAAGGCGAUCACGUGUGAAUAUGUUUGUGCACUUUAUCAUAUCAUGGCCGACGCAAUGAUUUCAUUUAUUUAUGAAGUGUGUCUUUAUAUAUGCUCUUGGAAAAAAGUUAAAUAUGGACAAUCUUUUCUCAAAUAGCAUAUAAGAUUGAAUCGGCCCUUCCACUACCUACAAAAAUAUUAUUCGCUCUGAUUUGUGUUUAGUACGUGACAUGUAUGAAUAAUUGAACGUUAAGAUA
Molecule: messenger RNA, 5301 nt
Organism: Linum trigynum
Lineage: Eukaryota; Viridiplantae; Streptophyta; Magnoliopsida; Malpighiales; Linaceae
Source: the annotation of a GenBank genome assembly